Paramecium octaurelia is the source of this 1457-nucleotide messenger RNA. The record is from the annotation of a GenBank genome assembly. Lineage: Eukaryota; Ciliophora; Oligohymenophorea; Peniculida; Parameciidae.
GAAUCAAUUAUUCUGUGUGAAUUCCAUGACUUAAUCGGCAAAUAAGCUAUUCUCUAGUAUCCUCACGAGUAAAAACAUCAAUAUCUUUUCCAUUUAGAUAAGCAAUAAAUAUUGAAAUAUUGGGAGAUUUUCUGUUGCCCAAAGAAGAACUUGGAGGUAAAUUACUUAUGAUGUAUGUAUCAUCAAUAACCCAAGAGAGUAUCAAUCAUAAUACAUCAUCAAUAUCCCUAUGGUUAUGAGAAAUGGUUCGGUUUAUCGAAGAGCCAUAUAUGUUUUAAGUGUUGCAAUCAAGGUGAAAAAAGAAUAAUUCUCAAAAAAUCAAGACGCCUACUUUGAGAUCGUAAGGAAAUUGGCAUAUGUGAUAUCCUAACUUGAAGUCAAUAGGAAUUACAUCUAUCGAAAUGAUGAGAAUAAGGAGGAAAUACACACCCUAAUCAAGCAAAUAUAUUAAGACAUUAAUAUAAGCGCGGAACAUGAAAGCUUUGUAGAAUUUGAUGAUUCACAAUACAUGUUCUUGAGAUUACCAUAAUAACCAUAACCUCCGCAAAAUAUCAUUAUUAAAUAUAGUCAAGUGCCAUUCCCCAUAGUAAAUAUAAAGUAAGGAGUCUAAACAGCAUUUAACCCGAUUUUAGAAAAAUUGAUACCAGAAAUUAAUGGAAUUAAUUGUGUAGGAGCUAUCUGUCAAAAAUUGAAAGAAUUUAAGGCUGAAUAAAUAAAGACUGCGAUUAAAGAGAUGAUCGAGUACAAUUUAAUUCGCUUAGUGGAUAUGAUAAAAAUCACAAACAUGUAUGUAAUUAACGAGAACUUCUUUACUCAUGAUUUUAAGUAGGAGGACAUUCUCUAAAUUGUCAAUACAACACAUGAGGCUUUUUUGUAGAAAUUUGGAUAGUCAUUCGAUUUUGAUUUGCUUAAACAAUAUUUGCAGACCCUUUACAUUGAGAUGAAAAGAGGACUUAUUCUUAAAGAUUACAUUGAAAAUAACAAGACCUCCUUAGAAUUUGUAUCUAUAUUCAUCUAUAUUUUAGAUUUCUUUAACCAAAUUGAUAAGGUAUGGAUAGUUGAAUAAUUUUUUGAAUCGAGUUCAUGAAUAUUUUUUUAUUUGUGCAAGUCAGAUAUAGAAAGCAUAGAAUUUGGAGAACAUUUUCUUAGUUGCCCCAUCCAAUUAUAUUAAGAUGAGUGAACGAUUUAAUGAGGAAGAUAAGAAUUCAAAAGAACAAUAGGAGCAGCAGAUGGAAUGCUCAUUAGAGUAUUCGAAAAGAUUUGAGAAGGGGAUUGAAGGCUAAUUUAUAGGGUAGAAACUCAAGGAUGAUGAGAAACUGAAAGAUGCAAAUGAAACAAUUAAGAAUAUGAUUUUCAAUUAGGAAACUUUGGAUGAAAUUUGUUUAGUUUUUAAUUUGGAUUUGGAAUAAUGUCACUAAUUAGUUGAGUCAAAGGAGUAUGUUAUUAUACACAAAUGA